Molecule: messenger RNA, 1442 nt
Organism: Zychaea mexicana
Lineage: Eukaryota; Fungi; Mucoromycota; Mucoromycetes; Mucorales; Lichtheimiaceae
Exons: 3
Coding region: 58-1281 (407 amino acids)
Source: RefSeq, a predicted model, not a curated record
AUUUUAAGUCGCGUGAAAAUAAAAAGCCUUUAAAUUUCUCCAUACCCACUCUCCACAAUGUCAAGCGAGUCAGAUCAAUUACAUUACUGGUUGGAGCAAGAACCCGUAAACACGGAUACGUUUCUUCAACCAGACACGCCCACGACCUUAACACAACCUUUGAUCAGAUCGCGCCUCGACAAUUUGCAAAAACGACAUCUACGCAUCACUGGGCAGCUGAUCAGCCAACAAAAAACAAAAUUGAGUGAAUUUCAAGCAGCAUUUGCAGAAAGAACCGAUUCAAAUUUAUUUCCACCAGAUAAACGGGGCGUGUUUGAGUUUAUUAACGGUGAACAGUUUCUCGAAGAAAAUCAGAACAACGUGUUUAAACUGUUGAGUGAACUGCAGGUCAUUGCGCAACACACUGGAACAUCACACGACAGUAUACCCUUAGAGAAACGAGUGGCAGAAAAUGUAGAUGAUACACCCAAUCGUUUCGCGAAUGAUAUGAAGGCCAUCUAUGAAAGUGAACUUGAUGAUCUUCGAGGUCGACAGAAGGAUCUUUUUCGCGAAUUUCUCAACGAAUACGUCGAGCAAAAGGGAACCCUGCAACAUGAACUGGCACGCAUUGCAGCACCACUACCGUCACAUCCGCCAACUGCACCAGCAGCAACACUGCCGGCACAAGCAGCAACCAAGGAUCAUACGGAAAUGGAAGCGCCAAAAUCAAAACGUCUACGUUUCACCACUCCACUAACACAACCGCGACAUCACGUUGAGCCACCAUCUCACCCUGUCAGCACUUCUCCUCCACGUAGAAUGCCUGUACCGCCACAGCUUUCUAGAGAUCCGCGCCUUCGAAACGAUCUUCGUACUGCAGGUGGCGGUAGACCUCCUGAAGUAUCAACUGCACCAAGAGCGAACCGACCGCCAGAUGUAGCCACCGCGACAAGAGCUAUUAGGCCCGCAAACUUGACCAGCGCUGUGCCACCCGUGGUCAAGUCAUCUUCUGCGUCACCAAAACCCAAACUACAAAAGGCACCUCAAUCGCUUUUGGAUAUUGGCACAAUGGAUAUGGUCGGGGCAGAUGUCUAUUUGGUCGAACGCCAAAGCAAGAUACGGAUUCGGCUUGGUGUCGCUAAGGACUUUGACGAUGCACUUCAUGCUCCAAGCCCUGACUGUCCCCUUUAUGUUCGGUAUUCUAACGGUGAACAGUGGUUCCAUCGAAAAAGAGACUCGGCGAAAAUUGGUUCUGUAGCAAAGAUCCAGCCAAUGAUUCAUAAGUACCUCCUCCAAACUUAACUUUCUUACCAUAUCUUUGCGACACACAAAUGCAUCCACCCUCUCUCUCUCUCUCUGUGCCAACUCCAUUCUACUAUCAUCAUCAUCUUCUUCUUCUUCUUCAUCACCACAUCCCACCCUACUUGUAUAGCAUGAAAAAGUCAAAAUAUACUGGUAAACUG